AACGAUGUUAUGUUACUUGUGGAACGAGUUGAUGAGGCGCAGAAAUUAGCCAAACAAGAGCUCAAAGAGAUGGAUGAAAAGAAGGGUAAAAAAAGGAAGCGUCUUGCUGAGGAUGACGAAUUGGACGAUACGGAAGAAAGUAAUUAUAGGAAAAAAUUCAAACGUAAGCAGAAAGGUGGUCGUGGCCCAGCAAUGAAAUCAGGAAGAAGGAAAUUUUGA
Gongylonema pulchrum is the source of this 219-nucleotide messenger RNA. NCBI's taxonomy places the organism in Eukaryota, Metazoa, Nematoda, Chromadorea, Rhabditida, Gongylonematidae. The record is from the annotation of a GenBank genome assembly.